Molecule: messenger RNA, 1564 nt
Organism: Macrosteles quadrilineatus (aster leafhopper)
Lineage: Eukaryota; Metazoa; Arthropoda; Insecta; Hemiptera; Cicadellidae
Gene: pn
Product: exopolyphosphatase PRUNE1
Exons: 1
Coding region: 404-1498 (364 amino acids)
Cellular component (GO): cytoplasm
Molecular function (GO): exopolyphosphatase activity
Source: RefSeq, a predicted model, not a curated record
CGAAAAAAUGUCAAUGCUUGUUUAAGUUGGAGCGUUGGAGGAUUUUUAUUUUAAGUUAAACACAACAAAACAGCAAAUCUGUUAAUAGUUAACUUGUACCAAGUUUAAGAAUAGUGAUAAAGAAAUUUUAAAAACCAAGCAUUCAGCUUAAAAUAAAUAAAAAUUGAUUAAUUAUUUUGCUAUGUUACGUCUUUGAGGAUAAGAUAAGGUUAUGAAGUAAUCUCGUCUGAAAUAUAGGUUGAAUAUUGAAACAAAGAAAUAUAGUGGGUUAGUAAACAUCUUUUAAACUAUUAGCCUAUUUAAUGUUGUGAUCGUCAAGGUUUGCAGAAAAUUUUCUUAUGCAUUUUGUUUUCCAUUUUAACAUUGUUAAUUCAGUGCAUAACCAAUAGUUCCACCUCUAAAGAUGAGUGGAAUAAACAAUAUCUUAGGAGUUUCAAGAAAACAUCUUAACAACUUAACUCAGUUUAAAAAGGUAAUUAUUGUUCUUGGAAAUGAGUCAUGCGAUUUAGAUUCAGCAAUAUCAAGUAUAAUUUACAGCAUACUUCUGGAUCAUAAGAAGACUCAAGACAGCAUAGUUUUUCCCGUUUUAAAUAUCCCCAGUGUACAAUUACCUGUAAAGACUGAACUCAAUUAUUUCCUGAGGAAAAACCACAUUGAUGUAGACAACAUCAUAUGCAAAGAUGAGAUAGAUUUAUGCAGUUUAUAUGACAGUAAUUCAUUACAAUUGAAUCUAGUUGACCAUCAUGUCCUUGACGGAGACUAUAAACGACUGCAAGAUAGUGUGUUGUCAGUUAUUGACCAUCGACCUCAAGACCCUGCUUGGUUGUGGCCUCAAGUUGAUCUGACAUUACAAAAGGUAGGAUCGUGCUGUACUUUGGUGGCCGAGAAGCUGCUCACACAGGCUCCAGAAUUGGUCACGCCAACAGUUGCCUUACUUCUUCUUGGUGUUAUAAUCAUUGAUACAAAUGUUUUUUCACCUUCUGCUGGUUUGGCUUCAGCAUUAGACAUUCAUAUUGCUGACAAACUUGAAUCCCUCUGCAUCCAGCCUGUUGAUCGUAACACACUGUUCAAUGAACUGCAAUCAGCCAAACAAGAUGUUUCUUCCCUUACGUCCGCGCAACUCUUAAUUAAGGACAUGAAAGUGACUGCUGGUAUCCCUAUUGCAGGAUUCCCAAUUAAAGUUAAAAAGUUCUUAGAACGGAAAGACGCAGUAGAUGCCCUUAACUCAUUUUGUUUCCAGUUCAAGACCGAUCAGUGUGUGCUCUAUGGAAUGGAAGCAAACCCUGAGACAAUAACAAGAGAUUUAGCAGUGUAUUCAAGCUCUAACUCAGAGACUGCCUCAAAGCUAGUGUUAGCUCUAAAAGAAAGUACAAACCCUGAUCUAAAAUUACAUCCUAUUUCUUGCUCUUUUAAAGAAAUAGUGUUGUUUGAACAACUCAAUGUCAAGGCGACUCGUAAGCAGAUUCUUCCAAUUGUGAAAAAGGUUGCAGAGUCGUAAAUUUACUAUACAGACAGGUUGGUUUUAUAUUUUUUUCUUCCAACUUUUAACCUUUACAGUGAUUUU